AUGGAACAUUCUGCUGCGUCAGCGCAGACCGAUGUUCACAAACGGAUUGUGUCCAGGUCGCUGGAUUUCCUGGCUCGCAUGGACUCUGCUCAAGCUGGCCGUUGGGAGCAGUUUUUGCCAGAUUGGGUUGCGGGAGUCAGUAGCCCGAAUGGCCCUGGCUGCAUUGACUUGAAGGCGGACAUGGUGGACAACCUCGAGAGCGCAGGUCGCUGUGAUCCCUCGCUGAGCCUUGCGGACAACAUCCGAGAGGUGGUUGAGACUGCUGCGUCCAUGUUUCCAUCACCUCCUGAUGGUCUAGACCGGUUUCCAGCUUUCUCUACAGGCAGUCGGGUUGAGUACGUACAGCAUGUUCGCAACCAGCUGCACUGUGGUAAGCUGGGGUUGAGCGACCAGAUCUCUGGCGGCGGCACCAUUCUGGCAGUGGGCAAGAAGGAUUCUGGCAAGCAACGCGAGGCACUUGGCGUCGCCCUGUGCCUUGGUGCACUUGGAAGCCAAGGCGUGAGUUAUGCGGAGAUAGAGCGCUGCUUGGAGCCGCAAGCAGAUGCAGCGGCACGUUGGCUGUAUCCAGUGUCGCAGAUGUGGCUCAUGGUCAAGCUACGUUACCCAAGAGACUUGAGCAUGGUCUUUGCUGCAGCCACCGACGACGUCAUGAUCUUUAGCAACGCCGGUCCGGGUGUCACAGCUGCAGCCGCUGAACGCUUGGACGAAGCUAUUGUCUCCCACGGUGUGCUCAAGAACGCCGCCAAGGAUGUCACAGACUGCCUCAAUGCCACGUGCGUAGGGGUCAAUUUGGAGAACGGCGUGCAGUGGGCCGUUCCUCCGGAAUGCUGUUUAGCCUUGAUCGUGUGCGCAACAGAGCUUGCUGCUCGCAAGGAGGCAUCGCCGGAGCAGGUUCUCGAGCUGUUGGGCUGCCUCCGGUGGUAUGACUUGCUGCGAAGACAGCAAUUGGCCGCGUACCAGCAAGUCUACAAGUUCACAAUGCACGCUGACUCUCACCAGCAACCUGUACCAGGGGAAGUGAUAGAGGAGCUGUUGCUGGGGACGCUCCUGGGAAUUUUCUGGCUAACUGACCUUCGAAAGCCUACCCUGGACCUCAUAGCAGCUUCUGAUGCCUCCACAGUUUUUGGGCUUGGAGCCUCUGUCGCCAAGAUGCCGGCUGAUCAAUUGCGGCGUCUGAGGCGUCUUGCAGAGAAGCAGGGUGACUACGUCUUCUUGGAGGGAACUCCGCUGAGCCAGCUUCCAAAGCGUCUUGGGCAGGCGCAUUGUUUGGGACUGAAGCGGGAAGACUUCGUGCAUGUUUUUUCUGUCAGAAAGCCACAGGCCGAAGCUUUUGUGUUGCUGCUGCGCUGGAGCCUUCGUUCCCGUUCACGACAUGCUUCCAAAGUCGUCAUCAUUCUGGACUCAGCAGUGUGGCUUGGUGCUGCGUCCAAAGGCAGAUCGUCCACCAUCCUGAACUGCUUGCUGCGACGGGCAGCUUCCUUGGAGAUGGCCGCUGACUUGACAGUGCAGCUCAUACUCGUGACUUCUGCUGAGAAUCCCAAUGAUGACCCUUCGCGAGGGGUUAGUAGAAGUGCCCUCAUCCAUCCAAGUCUUCCGGAUCACUUGAUUGAUUGCUCGGAGUGGGAUGUGCAGUUUGACUAUGUAGAUGUGCGUCAACUGUAUCAAGGGUACAAGACGCCCGUGUUGAGGGGUGACUGCGUCCUGACGCCGGUGUGGCUACUCGUCGGCUGGUGCCUUCUACGCUUGGAGGUGAAGAGGCAAGAGGCUGGAAUUUCCAUUGACCACGCGAGAAGCAAGAAGUGUGCAGCAAAAGCACCGCGGAAGCAAAUGGGUCUGCAGGGCCUGCAGCCGAUUGCACUAAGAUUUGUCCCUGACUGCCGGGUGUUGCGUAUUGGGAGGGCGAGUGGUGCAUACCAAAACGCCUACAAAGUCGUGUUCCUGGCCUGGGUGGUUCUCGUGCUGGGCUGCUUCUGCCUUGUCGCACGGCUCAAGAUGGGCCGCCAGUGCGUGGAGGUUGCAGCGCUGAGGCGUUUCUCCCCGGAGUUGGCCCGCGUGACGGUGCUGGCCGCGGCUGACGCUGCUCCUGUGUUGCUUUGCUCCGUGGCCAGUCUGGCCCUGGAGGUAGACAGCCUUGCUGCAGCGGUGGGCUCUGCCACCUUUGAUUUGCUGUGCGUUUUCGGUGCAACUUGUGCUUUUGGCAGUGGACAGACGAGGUACGCUAUGCUUGACAUUGCCUUCGAGAUGUUGGCCAUUGCCGAGAUUGCCCUCAUGGAGAGUUUGAGCACUGGCUCACAGGAACUCGGAGAUGGGAAAGGAGAUGGGAAAGGAGGACUUGUCGGAAACGUCCGAGACGUCCCCCUCUGGGUGCAGUGGGCACUCUUCUCAGGGACCUACGGCGCCUACCUAUGCGCAGCACUCCUCGUGCCCGGCGCGCCCGGCUUUCCUGUUCACGCGCCUGUGCCUGGUGCUCCCGGUGCCGCUCCCUCGAGGCCGAGAGCGUUGGGAUGUGCUCGUGCUUGUGACGCUUUUGACGAGGGAUAUGAGGUCGCAAACGAAGGCCAUGCGAGACGUAUCCGGGUGAGCAGGCCCACACGAUUCCGAGAGGCACUUGCGACCUGUGAGGCGGAGUUCAGGCUCGAGGAGCUCACGGACACCCAGGAUUUGCGACGGCGGAGGCGCCAACAUCUUGCGAUGGUGAGCCGAGCUGCAGGGAUUGUCAGCCUUGCCGCGAUUCUUUGCCUUCUCCUGGACAGCAUGAGUCGUCUCUGUUGUGUGGCCGGUGCACCGCCUGGCAUCAUGGCCUUCAUUGUUCUUGCGGCUGGACUCCGCAUGCCUCGACUGCUGGAUGCAGCGAGAGCCGCCAAGUGCUUGAACAACGUGGAGAACGUGGAGGUUCCGAAUCUUCCGAGCAGUGUGUGUUCACUGCUGCUUGCCGGGGCCCUGCUGCGUACCAAGAAGGAGGCGGACUUCCUUCGCUUCGAGUACCUGGUGGUGCUUGUGGGUGCCCAGCUGCUGUACCUGCUGGCACUCCUGCUCUUGGGGCGAGGAUUGAGCCGGGGAGGACGGCUGUCGGUAAGUUUCCUGCUCUUCGCCAGCUACCUCCUGUGCCUGACUUGGGUCCUCGCACGGUUCUACUCGGAGUACUCGGGGCGCGCUUUCAGUCAGAGAGCUUUAAUCUGA
Symbiodinium natans is the source of this 3180-nucleotide messenger RNA. Lineage: Eukaryota; Dinophyceae; Suessiales; Symbiodiniaceae. The record is from the annotation of a GenBank genome assembly.